Talaromyces stipitatus ATCC 10500 is the source of this 252-nucleotide messenger RNA. RefSeq lists its product as uncharacterized. The record is from RefSeq and is a predicted model, not a curated record. Bases 1 to 252 code for a protein of 83 amino acids. NCBI's taxonomy places the organism in Eukaryota, Fungi, Ascomycota, Eurotiomycetes, Eurotiales, Trichocomaceae. The transcript has 2 exons.
AUGGAAAUGCCUCCAUUCCGUUCUACGCCUAUUGCUGGGUUUACCAGAACUCAACCGGUGCUCUCCUGGGCCUUUCCUACGCUAUUUCCCCGUGGUGAGGCUGAGUUUAUCCUUCCUCGCCAACACUCCGUCAAAUUCGAUGACUAUAUCAAACAUUUGAUGAGAUUCGACAAUGGCCCUGGGGGUCAAGAAGUUACAGCAGACCAGCUUCGUGCAGCUUUUGAAGAUGAUAAUCCAGAGGGCGAGCACUAG